Messenger RNA from Porites lobata, 15988 nucleotides. NCBI's taxonomy places the organism in Eukaryota, Metazoa, Cnidaria, Anthozoa, Scleractinia, Poritidae. The record is from the annotation of a GenBank genome assembly.
GAACUGAAAACGGAAGGGAAAACUAAAACUCUCUUUCUUCGCCAAAAUAAUAACGUUUCUGGCGAAGAUGUGGCGAGGACUAAGGGUAUACAGCGGGGUUUGUCCAGACCCGGAAUGUCAUACAAAACUUUAUUUUCCAUCUUAUGCCUCUUCGAGCGUUGAAUGCACAGGCUGUGGUCAACACCAUGCCAAAGACUAUCUUCUUAACGUGGAAGACAUCGAAGACCCUGAUGUGGCUUUGCGAAGUCUCCUUCGUUCUGUGUUGCUCGGUCACAUGUCGUCUAAGACCACGCCAGACCUAGUUAAGGUCAAAGGAUUUUCAAACUAUCACUGUAAAUUAUUGUCACCGCUUUUAACACAUUAUGGCAUGGAUAAACGAACGGGAGAGGGAAAGCUUUUGAGCGAAAUGGGGCAAGGAGAGGUCUUCGAUUGUGCAUUACUGGGCGAUCGUGCCUUUCAAAUCGAGACAGAACAUAUAGAUACUGCUGGUUAUGGUAGAGACAAAACGGGCUCGCUGAUGUAUCUGAAAAAUACACUUGACGCGAUAAAACUUGUUAACGACAACGAGGAAAGACUUAUUCCUGUACAUGUUGACGGUGAUGGCCAUUGUCUCGUUCACGCUAUUUCGCGCGCUCUGGUGGGGCGAGAAAUCUUUUGGCAUGCUCUGAGAGCAAACCUUAAAAACCACCUGAAAACUGAAUUGCACAAGUACAAAGGGUUGUUUAGAGAUUUCAUUCAUGAUGAGGAAUGGAAAGACAUCAUAUCUGAGGCAGACCCAUAUUUUGAACCUCCAGACGGAGAGGGACUUGGUUUGAGAAACAUCCACCUUUUUGGUCUUGCUAAUGUACUGCACAGACCCAUAAUUCUCUUGGACAAUGUAUCGGGUAUGCAGUCUAGUGGCGACUACACUGGAAUAUUUCUUCCUGCGCUGAUUCCGGAACACAAGUGUAAGAAAGACAACAUUCUCAAUAAACCACUUGCAGUUGCAUGGAGUAGUUCAGGGAGGAACCAUUUUAUCCCUCUUGUAGGUGUGAAGGGCAAACCGCUGCCUAAGCUCCCACAGUGGUUGAUUCCCAAAGCGUGGGGCAUACCAAAUGAAGUUGUUAAGCAGUAUGUUGAAUUUGACUCCCAGGGUAAUUGUUUUAUUGGUGGAGAGCGCUGUCUUCAGGAAAAAUACCUCCAAAGGUUGGUCAAAGCUAUGGAUGACCUGUUUUUGAAGGUCAACAGCAUCUCAGCAGAGCUCGUUACCGAGGUUCACCAGUUUGUUUACAAGCCGUCGGGAAUGGUUGGCGUUAAACCUGAAACAGUUACCAAAUCCACAAAAGUCGCUGUUGCUGAAGGACGGCUCUACAGAUGUCUUUCCUGUAAUGCAUUGUCUGAGGUGCAUGUUGACUUUUCAUCAGAAAUGCUUAAACAAGGUGGAGAGCUGUAUGAAAUUGCAGUUCAAACUCAUGGGCAACUUAGAGAAGGAUUAAGUUACACGUUUCCAGCUCAUGACCUGACUUGUGUUUUUGAUGCUGAAAGAAAUUCAUUGGUGGCUGUGAAACACAAGGUAUUAAAAAUUGAUCCUUAAAACUUGCUCAAUAUGUAAAUUUUUUUUCUUCUUUCGUCUCAGAUUCAUUUCCCUAAUGCUAAGAUAGAGGGGAGUAAUAAUCAAACUAGUGAGAAGUCAUUCCAAAAUGACUGUCUCUCAGCAUUACAGCUGUUUUGGAUAACACACGACCUGCGUUGUCAAAAAGGUUUCAGGAUUUUGGGUUUUCCUUCGACGUCACUAAACGGUUACUGUAUCGUCCAAUCCUUGCUUGUCAAAAAAAGGCGGCAACAGUUAGCAGAAGCUGCAAAAUUAAAUGUUGAAGGGAACAUAACGAUUCCUUUUCACCCUCCCAUAUCUGUGCCCAUAUCCGUGUUUCUUCUGGAUUUGGAAGCUAUAUAGGCACAAUCUCACCUUGUGAGUCAAAAAGGCAAAAAAAUUGAAAGCUAAAAUGUGAAAAGUUUACAUCACACAACCGAAUAUCAAAGCACAAAUCCUCCCAAUCCACAAGGCAGAGAGUGGGGAAACGUAUUGCGCAUUUCGAAAACAUGCGAACUCUGAAGUUCAGAAGUAAUGAACACACACAAAAUGGAUCGGAAUCCGCCAAUCAAAAAUUACAAACCAUGACCUUUUGAACCUAUUGAAGUAAACUUCUGUGUUCUAAGGAGUCUGCUAGAAAGUGUGGAGCCUUUAGAUUUUGAUUUAUGUUGCAGAAAAUACCAAAAUCUAAAGACCUUUUUGACAUCACAGGUCACGUGUUAUCCGAAAUAGCUGUAGUAACCACCUACUAUACAGGUACCUCUGUUUAAAAGGUACUAUUAUUAAGAUUAAUCUUAUGGUUAUGAUUGCAAUUAUUAUUAUUAUUAUUAUUAUUAUUAUUAUUAUUAUCAAAUUUAAAGGACGAUAUGAUUGUAGCUAAAUUUAGGGUUAGGAUUAGAGCUCAUUGCCUAUACAUUAGAGCAGCAAUACUCUACACGUACAGUAUGUACCAACUGAGUUGUGAAGACCCAUACAUUUGGAGCAGGCUAAUUUGUGGAGUUUAUCUUAACUCAUAAAAAGAAUAAAACAUAUGGAAUAAUGACGAUUAUGUGAACUGCAAAAAUAUAAAUCUAUUUAUCGUGAGCACUGCAGCACUAAUGCAAAAGCCAUUGGUUUGGGUUACAAUGUAAUUUGCAGUUGCUUUAAUUGCUAUUACAACUGCAAUGAUCCUUCCUGAAUUAGUUUUCAUUUGCCUAAAGAAGCAUUAAAUGCUUUGCCCAAAAUACAAUUUACAAUCAGAAUGAACUUUUGAAACACCCUGUAAUUGCCAGUCAAAAUAAUGAUUAUAAACUCUGAGUCAUUAUUCGAGCACUGGACUUGCCCAUGGAAAGCCAAAUUUUAAGAAUCAGUUGAGUUGGGAAAUAACGCACAGUAUGAAUCAUUGCCAAAGGUUGAAGGUCAAAAAAACUCAAUUUUUCAAAUAUAUGUAACCUUUCUCCACCUAUUUUCCAAAUAUACAUAUCAAUAAUUUGCUCUGCAAUGAUAUUGAUUCAUAGUUAUUUUGGUAAAUGCAGGCGAUUUUUCCUGCCUGUUGCAUUCAUGUUUCCCACCUCUUCUUUACAUGACUGUUCUUUUGGAUACUGUGUUAAACCAAAAUUAAUAAUCAUGAUAAAGCAAUGUUAUACACCUGGCCCAGGUUGUUCAAACGUUGGAUAGCGCUAUCCAGCGGAUAAGUAUUAGGGAAACCUAUUGCGCUAUCCUCUGGAUAGAGAUUUAUCCACUGGAUAGCACUAUCCACCUUCUGAACAACUGGGGCCUGUAGGAUGAGUAGAAGUACGUUUUAUCCUCAAAAAGAGGUUUUUAGUAAAAGUUCAAAGAUCAAAUGAAACACUAGGUAAGAUUGAACUGCAUUUCUCAAUGUACCUGAAAGGUACAUUUGAUUUCGGGUUGAGGUAAACGCUUUUCAAACUGGCAAAACUAGUGUCCAGGUCAGCUGGAUCCCAUACAUGUAGAUGACGGUAUUCCUUCAGUUACCUACAUUCAUUUUGUUGCUUGUAGAAUAUGACUUUACUUGAAUGUCGACAUUGCCAUGGUCCUCUUCGCCGUGUCAACUCAGAUGGCAGUGUAGUCUAUGCAAAUGGUGACAGAACAGCAACACCUGUUGAGGGUAGAAGCCGAUGUGGCUGUGGCUUUAAACAUUAUUGGAAUGGACAAGAAUAUGACAACAUGCCAGAGAGGUAUUAGAAUGAAUAAUUAAAUUUUAAAAAAUGACCAUUGAAUAAUUGUAUUCUUUACAUGCACAUUAUUUAUGAUUGAUACAGCGAUAAAGCCAAUACACAUAAAUAAAAAUGAUUCAAGUAAAUUUUGUUUCAGGCUACUGUUCCUAAUAAUAAUGGCAACCUAUUGUGACCAUCAAUUUUUCUCUUAAUUAAUUUUUUGUGAUUGAUAAUAGGUUUGGUUCAUAUUGUUAUCCUUCAAAUAUGUUUGUCACAUUUCAAAAGAGUGUGAUAUGCAAUGACAGGGUGUUCAUUAGGCAUCAGAGAUCAGAGAAUUCUUCAUUAACUAUGAAAAAUUCUCCUCCUAAUGUUCAGUAGCCUGUGACUAUUUUUUAUUCAGAUGAGAAGCCUCUUUCAAAAUAAUUAUUCUCCUGUAACAUUACACCUUUCUCAUGCUACUAGAAUUCUUAAAGAAAACCCUGCAAUAAUGUCGACCUUAAAUUGCAGUGGAUAUACUGCAAUUUAAGGAAUUUGUGGAUAUACACUGUACAUCCACAACGUGGUUAUACUGUGGGACCUCAAUAUAUCAAAGGGCCAAGGGAAUGCCAAAAUAUGUUCGCUAUAACAAGGUUUCCUUACACUGUAUGGAGGUUCUCUUUCAUAUAUUUAACUAUUACUGGGGUGAAGAAUACAGUAAAAACCUACGCCUAAGAAUGUGGUUUUUAAGAACCUGUUAAGCCUAAAAUUUGAAACAGGUUCUUAUUUUCUAAAACAGAUGCUAAACAAAUUCUGUACACUUGGGUAAAUAAGAUAAGCCAACAAUUAGGAUCCUCUUUGGUGUGCCUGGCUACUAUAACUGCAGUUGUAAUGGUAUACAGGUCUUUUCUAUAAGGAAUGGGCUGAAUGCCACUAAAUGCUCUUAGCUACAAUGUAUUACUUCUUCAGAAAAUAAGAACCGAUUUAAGAACCUAAAGAGCCUAGAUUUGUUCUAAUUACCAUUAAUUUAUAUAAGAACCUGUGCAGGCUAACUUGGGAAAAUGCAAGUCCUUAGUUGCAGGUUUUUACUGUAUCAUUUGUUUUGGGGAGUAGUUUGUCAAAGGUUUGUUAUAUCAAGGUUUCCCUGUAGAUAUUUUCUGGAACCACGCAAGUAACCCAAAAUGUUACACACAAGGGGUGGAGGAAUGUAAAUCCAAAAUCAUUUGCAGUGAAAUACAUGUUUCCUUCUUUUUAAUCUUGUUAGUUUUCCUAUUAACUUGGAGUGGGGUGGCCAGACUGUCUCAGAUGUUGUGUACUGGUUCCAGUAUGAACAGGAUACUUCGCUUAAUUCCAACGUUUAUGAUGUUGCUGCCAAACUUGUUCAGAAGCACUUUCCUGGAGAAUUUGGAAGUGAGCGACUGGUUCAGAAGGUGGUGGACAUUAUUUUAAGACAGACAGCGAAAAAAGAAGGUGAAAACAAAGGUGAGAAUAUUGAAUUUGGGUAAAUUUUGUGACACAACUCCUUGAAAUGCAGGGAUAAGUUUAACAAUACGGUUUCAUUGUAACAAAAAUAAAUAAUCUUUAGAUUACUUGUGUGAUGCCAUGCACCAGAGAUUUAUUCACAGCUGGCAAGUAUAAGGCACACCUGACAGAUAAGAUAAAUAAUAAUUUUAUAUAUAUUGUAAAUGAAUAAAACUGUGAAAGGUUUGAACCCAGGAGUUAAUUCAUACAUGUUCUUACGGCGCAGGUUGAGUAUGAUUGUCCAGGUGAAUGUUUUCCUGAAUAGGACUGUUGUUGACAGUGACUGAUGUUUUGACAUCCUGUACGGUAGCCAUCUUCAGAGUCAAAGGGAGUUUUAUAGCGUCAGUUGAUGGUAUUAAACUCUGGGUGUUGAUCUUAUUGGUCAAUUAAGUCGCGAUUAUUAGUUUUCGUCUGUGAGUAAAGCCAUGAUGAUGUUAUUGGCUAUGAAGACUCGUAAUGUCAUUGGUGCAUUUUGAUCCGUUAAUAUUUUGUCACAGUUAAACAGUCAUUUAUUGUUAGUCAAAUUGUCGGUUGUCCAGUCAUUCUCUCAUAGGUACAUUGUAGUUUUGCUUGAGUCCAUCAAUAAGUCGUUUUUGUGGUGCCAGUAACUCUGUUGACUAUGAUUCAGUGUGAGAUCAAUAACCAGAGUUUAAUCAUCAACUGAUGUGAUAAAACUCACUUUGACUUUGAAGAUCAUGACUACCACACAUGUUGUUGAAAUGCCAGUCACUGUCAACAACAGUCCUAUUCAUGACUACGUUCACCUAGACAAUCAUAACCAACCUACAUGUCCUUGUAAAUAAAUAGAUAAAUAAGCGAUGUUUCAGCGACCUCGCGACUCCUUUAUCAAGGGUUGAGUAAAUGACAGCAAGUUAAAAUUAAGAAAAUUUAGGUAGCUAAGCUAUACAAAGACUUCAUCACAGAUUGUACCUGUUUGCAUGUUCAAGUCAGAUCUUCCUGAAAAAAAUUAAACUUGAGAAUGUUACUCAAAUGUUUCAAACAUCAUUUACAAGAGUAAAAAACAUUAAAUAUCAAUUUUACUUGUUUAUAUAUCUCAAAGUCAUUUAAUAGAUAUAGAUAGAUGUUAUUGUAGAUAAAUAAUUAUAUUAAAUUUGUACUGUCUUGUCUAUUUAUAUUAUCUUACUCAGGGGCACGCCCUGACAAUGUUCCUCAAAACACACAUGCAGCAAAUGCUGAUGAAGACCCAAAUGCUGUCAGCCCCUUCACACCAAGCAAGAUCAUUCUAACAGGAGAAAAGAAAAAAACCUUGCACAGAGAAGAGCUUACCAUGAGUGAAACUGAAAGAGUGCUUAAGACAAGGACAGAGCACCAUGCUGCCAUCAUGCAGAAGAGAAGAAGUGGAGAAGGAGCCAAGAAGUUGGUGAACAAAGAGGCCAAAGUACCAAAACAACAGGUACAUAUAUGACGUGUUUGAAAACAAGGAGCAAAUAAAGUCAGUUUUACAGCUUGCCAUUUGGGCAAGCUGUUACUAACUUUUAUUAGCCCACAAGUCAUUUGGACUAGCCCCCAAAACUUUUUUAUGAGCAGAAUUGAUUUCAGAGCUCUUUCUCAAAAACUUCAUUUGCCCUUUGGGCAAGUUGAGAAUAAAAUUCACUCACCAGAUAGCAAAAUCCACUAGCCAAGGGCUAUCGGACACUACUUUCUUUGCGUGCUGAGUUAAAACACUUACAGUAAAAUUUUUGUUGAGGUAAGAUUAAUGUUUACUUCAGUUCAACCCUUUGAUCACUGAGAUCAAAAUUUGAAUUCUCAUUUGUUGCCCUAUUCAUUUCCUACAGAAGUAGUGUGGAGAGGUUGAUAAAAUAUCACGCAAAUUCUUCUUGUGUGAUCAUAUCCGUAAUUCUCAUGAUGACUCUGUUUUAUAAAGCGUUGAUAUUACAAGGAGAAAUUUGAUGCUGAUCUCUCUUAGGGGUGAAGGGUUAAAGAGGCUCAUACAGUGCCUCUUCUGGUUAUUUAUGAAGGUAUUGUGUAGCAAAGUUUUUUAUCUGUCCAAAUUUGGGUUACAUGACAAAUGGGUCUGUACUGCCUAGUAUGGUUGGUUUUUUCUUCAUAUCGAGUCGAGUGGACACAGUUGCCUUGGGAAGAAAACCAAAACUGUAAGUUACUGUUAGCAACAAAAUCCAGUCAAAUGCUCAACCUGUAAACAAGAUUUUGUCUGAUUGUGAGCAGAAAAUGGCUCUAUUUCUUGUAAUUUCAAAUGGCUUUUCUUUGGUAAAAUAUCCAAAGGAAAAGGCAUCAAAUAGAAUACUUACAAAAGUACUUGUACGUAAGGUGUAUGAUCAACUCUGGGUUUAGACCUUGGUACAUGUGCAUGUAAGUUGUAAGUGUUUUUUUUUCCAACUUUUGCCCCUUUUUCUUUCUUGGCAUUUUACCCCUUUAUUUCCUGAGCUUUGUGAGGCUCUGUAAGACACAUUUCUAGUUUUAGUAGCAUGAGUGCAGAUGUGGCCUUUUCCCACAUACUUCAUAAAUAAUAUUCUCUGAAUGCAAACUGGAUGUGAGAUGGUGAAAGGUAAAUCAGUGUGCUCUUUUCUAUGGAAUCUUUUAUUGCCACGCCAGUUUUCACCAUGAUAGAGCCCAAAAUUAAUGUGACAGUUUAACUUCAUCAUUCAAGGGUGGAAACAUAAACUGGUAGGAAAUGGAUGCUUAUGUCCCUAAUUGUUGUAUUUGUUUUUCUUUCUCUGUAAAAAAGGGGGGAAACAAACCACAACCCUCCAGCCUUCAAGCAAGUCCUGUGAAACAAGAGAACAACCAAGUCUCACCUGGACAGCCAACUACAAAACGAACAGACAAAAAAGUGCGCUUGUCAACAUCGGAUGGGAAACAAUGCAUGAUAACGCUUGCUGUAGAUGCCACAUUUAAACAACUUCAAGACCUGAUUGAAAAAGAACUUGGGAUCCCUUCAAAGGAGUUAAGGAUCAGGUAAAUGAAAGCUUUGUUGAUUUAAUGUUGACAAAAUAAGUGAUAGCUUUAUCUAAUUUAUUAGACUUACCAAGCUGAAAUUGUUGUAAGCUUAAAUGGAUAAACUGAAGAAAAUUUUCAUAUACAUCAGUUACAGUGUAAUAAUUUAUUACAUUGGUGUAACACAAGCAUAACUUUCCUUUGUAUAAAUUAAAUAGCUGGAGUUUCACACAAACUACAUCUAGUAUUUACAUGUAUAUCAGACUUUGAAGGCUUACAGUGAACCUCUCUUUUUUGUCUUUCUUUUACUUAAGAUUUGAGCCAAUAAUAAAAUUUUCACCACAACAUCUAUCUGUGCAUUAUCUUCAAACAUCAGGUAUGGAUUUCCACCCCAUGAGCUACAGCCUCCUGAAGAGGGACAUGAGAAUGACCCUGUGCCUUUGCAACAUGGUGACAGGGUGAUGGUAGAACACCUAAAGCCUACUGUUCUUGAAGAGCAACCCCCUGAUGUGGUUAUGUCGGAACUGAAAGCUCCAGGCAGUGAAGGUGGUGCUUCUACUAGUGCCAGUGAAAGUAACCAGCAAGGACAAGGUAUAUUGUGUAUAAACUGGAUACAGUGCAUGUGCAGUUGAACUUCCCUUUAACUUCAGCUUCCCUUCUAAAGCAGGGGUUUCAUUAAGGUUUUGAACAGGAGGGCGACUGGGUUUGACCCCUGGGCAAAGAGUUGGCCCCCCUGGAGGGGGGGGGGGUGGUACGUCAUGGUCCCCUGGAAAAUUUUGAAAUUCUAUAGUUGCAGAGAUGUGUUUUCCCGCAUUCUCAAGCUGCAGAUGUCUUUCAACUACCAAAAAACACAACUUUUCUAGACAAUUUAAUCACGAGUUGAUUCCAAUAUCCACCACGCAAAUUGGUUCUCUUUUAAUAGUUCAUAAUUAUUGAGACUUUUCAGAUGGUCUUUCAUGGAGCACAAAUCUUUUCGCAAUGGAUUAUGGGGCGAUUCUUGUUUUAAAACAUAACAAAUGAGGGGAUUUCAUGCCGUGUGUUAAUGAGGAAAUUUGAUGGUAAAGUAUGUUUUACGUUUGAGAAGACUCAUUAAGAAAAAGGACACAAAAACUGUUUUUGAUUGUUCCUUGUAUUAAAAUAAGUUCUAUGUGAUGAUAAGCAGCCGGGGAAAGUUGCAUUCACAGCCGGUCAAUUUACCCAGUGCCCAGCCCUUAAUGAAACCCCUGCUAAAAGCAUCUGCUUAUUUAAGGGAAGUUGAAAAUGAAGUGUUUGUGUGUAGCUGUGGCCACCAUGACUAAGUGUGUACCAAUGGAACAUGCCUAUGUACAGGACGUGUUCAUUACCCCUUUAGGUCCCAAGAGUGACCAACAUCAAUUUUCUCCUAACAACAUCGGAGAUUAUCAAGAGUAACGGUUAUGAGAAUUACUAAUUAGGUUACCAAAGGGAGAAUGCUUUGAUCUUAAACCAAAUUCUCUCAACUAUUCUUAAAAGAAAUGUAUGGAGAUCAGUCUGGAGAAUUUGUAUGUGGAUCGUGGGGCUUUAAGGGUUAAAAGAGUUUGAACUGUGUAUGGAGUACAUGCAUCCCAUUGUCUGACACUUAGUCAUUGUCCCAAGUGACAUACAAAGAUGAAGUCAACAUCUCUCCUAACUAGGUGAACAUUUUUUCUUGUCCAAAGGUUGUCACUUUAUUAAGGUUAUUGUAAGACAUAGAAAAUCAGAGAGUUUCAAUGUGUCAGCCAAAAGAGUGAUUGAGGCUACUUAUAAGAAGACAUUGAAAAGUUCCAGCAGGUUGUGAAGCAAGAUUUUCAUGGGAAUUUUUUGGGUCUCAAAGUUACAUGCACAUGUUUGUUUUCCUCUGGCGUCCUUAACCAAAUGGUGCUCAUUUUGGUAUGUUUGCAAGAUCUGUUCACCCUGCACAUUUUAGAUGACAAAGAUGUCCUUGCCCCUUAAACUGAUGACGUAACAAGUGGUAGAAGGGACGUGGAUCCACAUCGGUGGUUAUGGGCGGUUUAAGGGCAGAUGUGGGUAUAGAAGGGCAUAAGAAGGGUCGCACAAAACAGUCUGCCCUUUCUGCUCUCAACAUAGACAGUGUUACUGAAGAGAGUUAAUUUAUAAAGGGUUAAACACCACAGGCCACCCAUUUUAAGUCCAGCACUUUAACCAUUUCAGAUUAUUAUUUGCUUGGCCCCUUUGUUCCUGCUGUUAUAAACAUAUCAUUAAUUUUUUUGUAAUUUUAUCUCUUUUACUGUAAUAUUUCUGCAGGUCAAAAUAAUGCAGCAAUGGCAUCAGUUCUUCUCAGUGCCCUUGGGGCUUUGACUGGACAAGACAUGUGGGAAGCUGCACAAAGUUGUCAUGAAAUGUUUGAUAGGGGAGGAUACUUUUACAACAAAGUCUGGCAUGAUCUUGGUCCACUCAAACCUAACCAGCAUUGUACUCUGCCAUUCUUUCCUAACAAGGUCUGUAAAAAGUGAUGACUUUUUUCUUCAAGCUACAGUAAAAGGGGUGGAGGCGUGUGUGUGGUUUUAAAAACACCUCAAACUCAGGAUCUGGAGGUCCGAGGUUCAAGUCUCACCCGUUGCAUUGUUUCCUUAGACAAGGAACUUUACUCUACUUUGUCUCUCUUCACCCAGGUGUAUUAAUGGGUACCGGCGACAUGCUGCUGGGGGUAACCCUGCAGUGGACUGGCAUCCCGUCCAGAGGGGAGUAGCAAUACUCUUAGGUGCUUCAUGCUAAUGAAACCGGGUUAAACUCCAGCCGUUCGGGGUUUUGGCUCAUGUAUGCCUUUAUCUUUUUACCUUGACAGUAAAAGGGGCAACAAAUAUGUGCAACUUGUUUUGCAACUUCGACUGGAAAACGAGUCGAAAAGGAAUGUUGUGUUUUUAACCACCCAUGUUCAAACCUGUUUGACUGAAUAAUCCAUUUGGGUAUAUGAAAUAAUAGAUGUUGUCUAUUGGUCAUGUUUACAAGUUUAUGACAUAAUAGUACAUGUUGAUGGUACUAGAGAUAUGAUUUCAAUGUUAGUGACAGGCUGUUAAGAUGUGAAAUUGUUAACACUAGGCUUUAGAGAGACCUUGUGAUACAUGUCAUACAAUGGGUCGUUACAUGACUGUAGGGACCCUUGUCUUCUGUUUGCCUUUCAUUUGCCGAACAGAAUGGAGAAGGUGUUUUAACUUGUGUGUCUACCAUCCAAAAAUUAAUAUUUGAAUUCUUUCUCUGCUUUAGAGGUAGGAUGUUUAGGGUAAACUGCUGCUUACAUGUAUAAGCCCUCCACACCUGGUUAUAAGUCCCCUCUAGCUUUUCUUUCCUUGAAUUAGACUUAUUAUAACGUUUUGGACCUUAAUUAAAAACCAGUAAAUUUGCUGCUAUAGCUUGUUUCCAAGUGCAUUUUCAGGUAUUUUUUAUUUCGGUUAUUAUAGCUCCCUUGGAUAUAUUCCCCUCCAUUCAUAAGCCGUCCUGAACAUAAGCCCAGGGCUUAUAAACAGCGGUUUACGAUAGUUAUAAAUUUUGUCACUUGGUAUGCUGCACAAUAAGGCAGGAAGUAAAUGGCUUAAUCUGACUAAGGCUUUUUCAUGGUUUUCUUCUUCAGGUGUUUGCAUACAAUGCCGAAAAAGAUCGCUUAGACCUGUGUCUUGGUCAGAGACACAUCCAAGUUCAACCACUGGACAAAGAAACAUUACAGCUGGCUCACUCUCGGUCAACUCAAGUGCCCACAGAUGAAAGGUCUAGUGGUCUAUCAAGUGAAGCUAGCUUCAGUGGCGCUAUUGGUCACAGGGGAACAUCACAUUCUCGCAUUGCUUUUUCAGGCGAGGGACGAACUCUUUCUAAUGUCCAGCCUCCUGGUAUUGGUUCUGCUGAGGUACAUGUACCUUAUUGUAACAUAUGAUUUCUUGGUUGGUGAUUUUAAAAUUGCUAUACACUGUAAACGAAUAGUCAGAAUGACUAGGGGGAGAUAACUUCUUGUUUUCGGGGCUGUCAUCAACGGGCCAGGGCCCACAGAUAAACAAUAACACUGAUAAAGAAAACUGCUGAUAUUCAUAUUGAUAAAAGUGUUUGAUAUUUAUUUCUCAAACUCAUUAAUAAUUCAUUAAGAAAAUACAAAGGAAAUUAAUGUUUAAUGAGUGUUUGGAAAUCGGAUGAAACACUGCUUAGUAUUUGCAUCCUUAAUUUCUCCUUCAAAAAUGAUUUUGUUUGAGAAGAAAUAUCAAACAUUCGACACAGUGUUUCAUCACCAGAUGAAACACCUCGAAGUUCGUCAAAAAUACUCCACUGCGCAUCGUAUUUUCAACUCUCUUGUCGGUGUUUCAUCUGGUGAUGAAACACUGCAUCUCAUGUUUGAUAUAUUACUUCUCAAUCUUACAAGCUCAAUUUUUGCACCCCCUUGCCACCACCACUCACUUCCCACCACCCCCCUCGCCAUUGAACGCACUCUCCUUAUUUGCAAUUAUUACUAGUUUACAAUCUAUUAAGGUGAGGAAACCAAACGUUUUUUCUCUUUUCCCUUAAGUUUGUAGGGAAAUCAACCACUUUAUUUAAAAAUGUAAUGUAAUGUAAUGCGCAGCUGAUCAUUCUCAUGUUAAGCUGCGCACAAUAAGGUCAUAAAUUAUUAUUAUUAUUAAAAAGAAGUCCUAUGCAACACCCUGUAUUUCUCAACCAUGGGUAUUAGGAAUGAUUAGAUAAAAAUAUUUGGAUACCUUGGGCACUAUUACUGUAAUCAGCCUUACAUUUUGUAAAUGGGCUGGCAAGCCAUACAGGGGUUUGUAGUGAAUCAAUGUUCCUUGUUGCUCUAUGCCCCUUUCAGUGUUGUUCAGCUAUCGUGUAGGUAUCCGGUCAUUUCCUUCCAUGGUCGGAUCGUUCCACUCAUUAGUCAUAUUGUCCCCCCCCCCCCAAAAAAAAAGUUCGUUCGUUCCACAGAAAGGUCAGAUCGUUCCACAUACAAAACGUAACGUAAAGUUUUCUAAAUGUGUCGAUGUGAUCUGAGUACAGAGUAGCGAUCGGAACAUAGAUGAAAGUAUUUCGAACUGUGAGACUGAGUUUUUUGUGGAACGAUCUGACCAUGGAACGAACUUACCGUAAAUCAUUGUGUAUGUGUAAUUUAUCAGGCAGUGACAGAUUCAGUGCGAUGACUUUUCUGGGAAUCUAUAGGACUUGGGUGAAAUCUUUUAGUGAUAAUAAAAAAGAAAACCUUAGAUUUCGUCGAGAAUACAGUAAGCACCCCCCCCCUAUAACCUCCACCCUCCCAGUUAUAUAUUGUAGCCCCACCUACCUGUUAUCAACAGCCACAAAAAGCCCCCGGAUUAAAUUGAAUUUGAUUUAUUAUGACGUUUUCAAGGUUAAUUUAACACCAGUAAAGGCAAGACUCAUUUUGAUCAGCACUGCUAAAGCUUGUUCCGAAGCACUUGUUCUAUUCCCGUAAGAAGCCCCCUCGGAUAUAAGUUCCUCCGUUUAUAAGCCCGCCUAAGACCCCUUACGGAGAUGUACAUGUAUAAGCCCAGGGUUUGUAAGGGGCCGUUCACGGUAAGGGAGAUUUUCAGGCCCUAAGAUGCUUUUCGUUACCUGUGGAACAAGGUACGGGUUCAGUAAUCAUGACUUAGUAGAAUCUUUACAAACUUACACUUUAUCUAUUUAAUUGUUAGUCUCUCUCGUCUGGAAUCCAGUUGGCUGGUCCCAGGACCUCUGAAAUAGAAAAUGGCAAUUCUGUGUCCUUUAGCAGUGAAGAAGGACUUGCAAAAGAUCAAGGUCAAACAAGUUCUUCAGAAUCAGUGGUCGCUAAAGAAGGCAGCAUACAGGUAGAGGAGAAUAUCCAACAAAUGCUUGUUGAAAGCCAAGAAGUAGUUGCUUCUGUGCCUAAAGUUCAGGGUGGUGAACCUGUGCCUGAAGUGGUGACUGAAAGUGGUAUUCCUGUGACACGGUCAGUUGCGCAAGUGGAUGAGAGUCAGUCAGAAGUGAAACAGACUGUACAAUCUGAAGGCGGUCAAAGUAUUGCAACCGAAGCAGCUACUGAGAUGGCAGCAGAAAAUGAGAAUAUGGAUGUAAAGAUAGAGGAGAACGUCCAAGAACCUUUUCUUAGCAGUCCUGUGCCUAUGGUGGAAGAGCCGACCACAGACACACCAGCAGAAAUGACAUCAAAGCCUGUGGAAUAUGAAGGCGCUGACACAGGACUGGCGAUUGAGAGUUCAAUGGGAAAUGAAAACAUGGAAACACGUCAGGAUAAGGCAAAAUGUGAUGUGACGGAUGAUAAUUCAACAAAAGUCACAGAACAAGGAGAAAAAGGAGAGGACCAUUCAAAUGAUUCCAAAGAAUGUAUUUCCAUGAUGGAAACUGAUCAGAUUGGUACAAAGGAAGGUUACAUAGCUCAGGAAGUCACACCGGGCACGCUUGGUAGCCACGCCCCCGGAGCUAGUGCAAACGAUUAUAACAACAAGGACCCUAUCGUAGACCUUGCAUCUGUUUCCAUGGAAACUGAUCAUGUGACUGAUAAAGAAGACACCUUGUCUCUGCAAGUCGCACAAGGUACGUUUGGUGUCCAGGCUUCUGGUGCCAUUGACAAUAAAAGUGUUGGAAAAGACACUGUGGUUGAUUUAAAUCAACUUGAUACGGUUGGAGAUUCGACAGGCCUUCAGUUGAGUGAGAGAGCAAUGACAUAUCCAUCUGUUGCCAUGGAUAUGGAAAUUGACAAUCAAGGAGAAACUAGCGAGCCUAUUCCCGCAUCUACCUCUAGUGUGCAGCCGCAAGACAAUUAUCCCUUAUCAGACAUUUCACUUAAUACUGAGUCACUUAAUAGCGCAGAUACUGCAAAUUUGAAAAGGGACGUGAUACCAACAGCACCGACCGAAAAAAGUGUAGAUCAUGAUAGCGAGCCCGCAGUGCAGUGAAAUAGCAUAAUUGUAGCGGAAUAUGAAUGUGGUUGUAAGCCAUCAGUUGACUGGGCGGUCUUCAUGUUCAUACAGCGCGAUGUAACAAGGAGCUGCUAGAGGUUUACUCGAUCCCGUACUACGGAUGGAAAGCAGGACGUUAAGAUUUUCAUCUUUCUUUUAAAAUGCUAAGAUUUGACAUUUUUUUAGUGUUAGUAGGGUUAUUUCAGUAUUCUUACUUAGUCAAGGAUCAAGUGGCCCUCUCUACAAAGGCUCUCACUUUUAGUCAGCGGUGUCAAUUCCAUGCUGAUACAAUGUAUGGAGUUGAAAAAAAAUCUAUUAAAAUAGAACCUCAAGCACAAAGUUUGAAGUAAAAUAGCGUCGGUUGCAUCUAUGCUUGGACACGAGACAAAAAACAGGUUCUAAUAGGGUGCCAGACAUGGUCAACUUGUUUUGCCGCCAAACAUUUGAAAUUCGACAGCCGUUAAAACAAACUGUCGCACCAAAGGUUAAGUUGUUUACAUGUUUUUGAUGAACGCGUUCCACUCAUCUUUUAUUUUUUGCAAUUUUCAGUAAUAUUUCUUGCACAAAAACAGCGCAUUUGCUUUUAAGAAUCUUUCUUUGGAGUUUUACAACUCCAGAAAUUCUUCUUAACGUUUUGCGAUGAAUAUUUUGUUGAUCGAAAUCAAAUCAAGUCUACAAACAGGUGUCUACGUUGCACGUGAGCAUUCGCCUAACGCCAACCCAAAAUUCAGCAGUUCGGCGGCAAUUACAACGUGUUUUUUCGUCACGUGUACACGCCCAGAUGCAACCGACGGUUAAUGGUUUGCCAGCAUCGUACGAAGUUUUUCGUCAGGUUAUACUUGAUAUGAUUUGCUAUAAUAAGAGGCCUUUUGGAAAGUUCCAAAACUCUUCACGUUCAAAGUGAGGCCAAGUUCAAAACUUGUCACAUGAAAAAGAAGAAUAGAAAACUAUUUGAGCACCUACCCUCGGUUUGA